GAUACCGUUUGAAACGUGUUUUCUUUUAAAAUUAUUUUCAUUGUUAUUUGAAAUUUAAAUUCUUGUAAUGUUAGUUAUUCAUACUCAAGUUAAGUUAAUACUAAAAAUAUAAAAAAAUUUAACUAAAUUAUUUACUUUCAAUGAAAAAAGAAAAAUAUGAAAUCACAUAUGUAAGACAUUGGAGUUCACAUAUAAUAUAAUGUAUUAUACCAAGGCAACUUUGUAUAAUAUGUUAUGUAAAAACUAGUCACUCAUUUAAAAUUACAGAAUGUUGCAAAUUUCAUUUCCAACCAUAAAACAAUGUAUUUAUGCCACUUUAUGCCGAUAUUACAGUCAAAGUAAAAAUGAUUUGUCUUUAUUACGAAAUAUUGGUAUAUUAGCUCAUAUUGAUGCUGGUAAAACUACAACAACCGAAAGAAUGCUUUAUUACUCUGGUAUAAUUCGCAGUAUGGGGGAAGUACAUGAUGGAAACACUGUAACUGAUUACAUGGAUCAGGAAAGAGAUAGAGGUAUUACAAUAACUUCUGCUGCAGUCACAUUACCAUGGAAAAAUCAUAAAAUUAACCUUAUUGAUACCCCUGGUCAUAUUGAUUUCACUAUGCAAGUAGAACAAACAUUAAAUAUUCUUGAUGGAGCAGUUAUUGUAUUAGACUCCUCAGCAGGGGUUGAAGCACAAACUAUAACUGUAUGGCGACAAGCUGAUCGAUAUGCAAUACCACGGAUUGUAUAUGCUAAUAAAAUGGAUCGUCCUGAUGCUUCAUUACCAUUAUGCAUAGACCUUCUAAAAUCAAAAUUUGGUAUAACUCCACUGCAACUUCAAAUACCAGUAAAAGAUAAUAGUGGUCGUUUAUUAGGGUUAAUUGAUGUUAUAACUAAAACUUUAUUAACAUGGCAUGGGGCAAGUGGUCAAAAAAUAGUUUCAUCUACAAUUGAAGAGAACACCAAAACAUGGGAAACAAUGCUUAGGGUUAGAGAAAAACUAAUAGGUGAUAUAAUUGAUAUAGAUGAAACUAUAGCUCAUUUAUUUUUAAAUUCAAAUGAUGGUAUUGAUUCAAUAAAAACUGAUGAAUUAAUGGCAUCUUUAAGACGAAUUAGUGUAACACAAAAAGGUGUUCCUCUAAUUUGUGGUAGCUCUUAUAAAAAUAUUGGUGUUCAAUCUUUAAUGGACUGUAUUGUGAAUUUUCUGCCAUCUCCAAAUGAGCGCAUAACUUUAGAUAUUUUUAAAGUAUUUGGAUCUUCAAUGUCUGCUAGAGCAUUUAAAGUAGUUAAUGAAAAACAAAAAGGACCAAUAACUUUUUUAAGAAUGUACUCUGGAAAAUUAGAAAAGAGUCAAAAACUAUACAAUGCUACACAAAAAAAGUCUGAAAAUAUAGGACGAGUAAUGAUUCCUUAUGCAGAUGAUUAUAAAGAAGUUGAAAAUGCACAAGCUGGUGCUAUUAUUGCUGUUACUGGAUUAAAGAACACAAUAUGCGGUGACUUUUUAACAAGUAGUGGUAAUGCAUUAAAAAGUGCUCUAAACAAAUUAGCAAUAUCUAAUAAAUUAACACAAGAUGAAUCUAUCCAAAAACUUGGAGUUGACUUACAUGUGCCAGAUCCUGUAUUUUUCUGUUCUAUAGAGCCUCCUUCUCAAUCUUACCAAUUAGCUUUAGAAAAUGCAUUAAAACAAUUACAAAGAGAAGACCCUAGCUUGAAAGUGCAGUAUGAUGAGGAAACCGGUCAAACUAUUUUAGCUGGUAUGGGUGAACUACAUCUAGAAAUCAUUGGUGAAAGAAUUAAAACUGAAUAUAAAAUUGAUAUUGAUCUUAGUCGUCCUCAGAUUUCAUAUAAAGAAGGUAUAUUAACAACUGCUAAAGAAUCACAUAAACUUGAUUUAAAAAUAGGUUCCACAUUUCACAGCGCUUAUGUAAUAAUGUCUUUAUUAGAAGCUGAACCCAAUAAGAAACUUAUAUCAUUAGAUAAUAGCCCUGACAAUGCUUCUAAUACUUCUGCAAUACACUUAAAUAAAUUAAAUGUCAUUACAUCAAGUGCAAAAGCCGCAUUAACACAUGGACCAAAACUUGGGUGCCCAGUGAAUAAUGUUAGAUUUAUUCUUCAUUGGUUAGAAUUAGGCAAGGGGACGUCUGAUACAGUUUUAAGUUCAGCUGUGAAUCAAUGUGUUCAUAAAUUAUUGAAAUCUGCUGGAACAAAACUGUUAGAACCAAUCAUGAGUGUUGAAGUUGUAACUGACGAACAGAAUUCAUCUGUGGUGCUAUCUGAUUUUGGACGUAGAAGAGGAUCAAUACAAGAUAUAAUUAUUAGGUCAAAUAAUCGGGUGAUAUCUGCUCAUGUACCACUAGCUGAAUUAUUGGGCUAUUCUAAAGAUCUUAGAACAAUCACAUCUGGUGCAGCUUCAUUUUCUAUGGAAUUUUAUGCUUAUCAAGAAGUAUCAUCUAAAGAUGAAGCCCAAGUUGUUAAAAAUGUUACUGGUUUCUAUCCAUGUUAAUGAUUGAAAUUAAAGUAGAGAUUAUUUUCACAUUUUGUUUUUAAAUAUAAUAAAUUAAGUGAAAAAUUAAUUAUAAUAUUAAAAACUUGAGAUCAAUA
Molecule: messenger RNA, 2580 nt
Organism: Daktulosphaira vitifoliae (grape phylloxera)
Lineage: Eukaryota; Metazoa; Arthropoda; Insecta; Hemiptera; Phylloxeridae
Gene: mRRF2
Product: ribosome-releasing factor 2, mitochondrial
Exons: 15
Coding region: 269-2482 (737 amino acids)
Biological process (GO): mitochondrial translation; ribosome disassembly
Cellular component (GO): mitochondrion
Molecular function (GO): GTPase activity; GTP binding
Source: RefSeq, a predicted model, not a curated record